AUGGGUUUAUCCAUGACAACUACAUCAACUCUUUUUUACAUUGCCUUUCUCACCAUUUCAUCAUUUCAUAAUUGCUUUUGCGAUGGAAGCUCCAAUAUUGUUUGCCUUGAAACUGAGAGGCAAGCCCUACUAAAUUUCAAGCAUGAUCUUAAAGAUCUUUCAAACCGAUUGUCCUCUUGGACUGGUCAGGAAUGCUGUCAAUGGGCUGGUGUUGUCUGUGACAACUCAACUGGCCAUGUCCAUGAGAUCCACCUUCGUAAUCCUUAUGGUAAUUAUGGAACUCGAGGAAUCGAAGGUUUUGCAGAAUUUCUAGAAAAUGCAAUUCUGGUGACCAAAGGAAGAAUUUUUGAAUAUAGCACCAUUCUUCAAUUGGUGACAAGCAUGGAUCUUUCGAAAAAUAAUUUAUCUGGAGAGAUCCCCGAGGGACUAACUACACUUGUGGAGCUACGAUCAUUGAAUUUGUCUGGAAAUCAUUUAACAGGAAGGAUUCCAGAGCAUAUUGGUGAUAUGGGGCUACUAGAUCCGUCAAGGAAUGCUUUCGAGUCUAACUUUCCAAAUUGGUUGUAUAGUUUUAGUCAUCUUGAGUCCCUCAAUCUUGGGGGCAACCUCUUGCAAGGGGUAAUCUCAAAUGCCAUAGGAAACCUAACUUCCCUGUUUAGUCUAGACUUGUCAUUUAAUCGACUUGAGGGGAGAAUACCAAGGUCAUUGGGAAACCUUUGCAAAUUGAAGCAAAUUGCUUUAUCACGUAACAAUUUUGACGGAGAGAUGAGCUUGGCCAAUUCAAAAAUUAUCUUCAUUUCCGGUCCCAUUCCAAUGUCAAUAGGAAGAUUGUCAUCCUUGAUAACUUUAGAUCUUUCUAAUAAUCAGUUGAAUGGAACUCCUCCACAAAGUCUUGGGCAACUUGCAAAGUUGGAAAGGUUGUAUAUAUCGUAUAAUUUGUUGAAGGGUGUUGUGUAUGACAUUCACUUUGCCAAUCUCACAAGACUGUAUAUCCUAGAUGCAUCUGGGAACAGUUUAACCUUUAAGGCAAGUGAUAGAUGGAUUCCCCCUUUUCAAAUUGAAGUUUUGAGGCUGAGCUCAUGGCAAUUAGGACCACAAUUUCCGCUAUGGCUUCAAUCCCAAGGAAAGUUACAUGAGCUGGCCAUAGCAAGGACAGGAAUUUCAGAUUCCAUGCCGACCUGGUUUUGGAGCAAACCUUCCGCAUUUGUAUAUUUGAAUCUUUCCAAUAACCAAAUUCAGGGAGAGAUUCCAAGAAAACUUAAUGCUCGCUGCACAAUUGAUUUGAGUUCCAACAACUUUAGUGGUCAAUUACCACUCAUCCCCUUUAAUGUGGGUUUGAUAGAUCUUUCAAAAAAUUCUUUUUCAGGAUCUAUUUACCACAUGUUGUGUGGUACGAUGGAUGAACCAAACACAAUACUGAGAUUUCUUAAUCUGGGAGACAAUUUUUUGUCAGGAAGGAUUCCUGAUUGUUGGAAGAAUUGGCCAUCGCUGUCAUUGCACCUGAGGAAUAACAAACUCUCAGGAGAAUUGCCUCAAUCUUUACAGCAAUGUAAAAAAUUGCUAAUCAUUGAUCUGUCUAAAAAUGAAUUUAUUGGAAACAUACCAACUUGGUUAGGGAAUUCAUUUUCGGAAUUGAUAGUUCUCAAUGUCCGAUCAAAUAAGUUCCAAGGUGACAUUCCACAUGAACUAUGUUGUCUAAGUUCUCUUCAAAUCUUGGACCUUGCACAUAAUAAUCUCUCAGGACCCGUGCCAAGAUGUUUCAACAAUUUUAGUGCCAUGGCAAAAAAACAAAACUCAAGUGGUGACAUAUCGUACAUCGAAGGUUUUGCAGAAUUUCUAGAAAAUGCAAUUCUGGUGACCAAAGGAAGAAUUUUUGAAUAUAGCACCAUUCUUCAAUUGGUGACAAGCAUGGAUCUUUCGAAAAAUAUUUUAUCUGGAGAGAUCCCCGAGGGACUAACUACACUUGUGGAGCUACGAUCAUUGAAUUUGUCUGGAAAUCAUUUAACAGGAAGGAUUCCAGAGCAUAUUGGUGAUAUGGGGCUGCUAGAAUCCCUUGAUUUUUCUCUAAACCAACUUUGGGGUGAAAUUCCUUCGAGCAUGUCGAGUUUGACAUUCCUGAGUCACUUGAACUUGUCCUAUAACAAUUUGAUUGGACGAAUUCCAUUAAGUACUCAGCUUCAAAGCUUAGACAAUUCUAGCUUUGUUGGAAACAACCUUUGUGGACCUCCACUUGCAAACUGCGAUUCAAACAUGAUCAAACCGAAAGUUGGACAUUCUGGCAAUGAAGAAGAGGAGGAAUUUCCAAAAGUGUGGUUCUUCGCAAUCUUAGCACUGGGAUUUGUUGUUGGUUUUUGGGCUGUGUUGGGUCCUUUACUAUUCAAGAUGUCAUGGAGAAUUGCUUACUUUCAAUUUCUAGAUGGUAUUGGCAUGUGA
Messenger RNA from Camellia sinensis, 2433 nucleotides. Lineage: Eukaryota; Viridiplantae; Streptophyta; Magnoliopsida; Ericales; Theaceae. The record is from RefSeq and is a predicted model, not a curated record.